AUGAUGAAGUGGAUUGCUGUUCAUAAUUUGCAUGGUCUCCAACUUCAGUCUGUUGCCUUGAGCGAUACUGUCCUUUUGAUUGCGCAUGUGUCUGACUCUGAUAGUUACUCUGCUCUCCAGCAUUGCUGUUAUCGUGAACUGGAUAAUCAUAUGGACGAGUAUGUCGUCCUAGUAUCGGGGACUUUGCUGUUGCCCCUGUCCCUGUCCCUGUCCGAAUCCAAGUUCAUCUCCAGCUCUGAUUCUCGUUCCAGUUCUAAUUCUCUUUCACGUUCCUUCUUUUCGAGAUUGCGGGAUGAAGGAGGAGAUAUGAAGGAUGAUGACGAUGAUAGUGAAGAAGCCGAAGGGAUAUCGUUUCUAGACUUCUUCUUGAUAUCAACCAUAGUCUCUGUUAUCUCUGCUGCUGCCUCUAUCCCUGUCCCUGCCUCCAGUUCCGAUGAGACUGUUAACCCUGAAUGGUUCGGAGAGGCAGUCGUAACAUGUGCGGAAUCGUAUCUGGAGGAGAAAACAGAGUUGGAGGGGCUGAGUUCGUUGAAGAGGACAAUGGGCACAAAGGCCAUUCGUUGUAGCAUUGGAUCAGAUGAGACUGAGACUGACUGA
Lobosporangium transversale is the source of this 597-nucleotide messenger RNA. RefSeq lists its product as hypothetical. Bases 1 to 597 code for a protein of 198 amino acids. The record is from RefSeq and is a predicted model, not a curated record. The transcript is spliced from 4 exons. Lineage: Eukaryota; Fungi; Mortierellomycota; Mortierellomycetes; Mortierellales; Mortierellaceae.